AUGAAAAGCUUGCGGGUUGAAUGCUUGACCAUUGAGACCUACUCAGAGCUGCCUAUUGUGCUCAAAGAUCUGGUGGAAGCCUGGCGCUGGAGUACUUGGGUGUCGUUGCUCACUUGCCCCAUGAAAUCCGCUGAGGCCAUGUAUGGCAAGAAGUGGGACGAAAUGCCCCCGGAGGUCGAGGAAUUUGUUGCGUCAAAUUCCAUCGAUCGGCAGGGGCUUAAUGAGGGAUAA
Molecule: messenger RNA, 231 nt
Organism: Penicillium nucicola
Lineage: Eukaryota; Fungi; Ascomycota; Eurotiomycetes; Eurotiales; Aspergillaceae
Exons: 1
Coding region: 1-231 (76 amino acids)
Source: RefSeq, a predicted model, not a curated record